CUCGAAAUUCCGUCCCCCCGAAGUUGGAACAAGCAACCAACGAAGGCCGCCGCAUAGAACUAACGUUUCUCGAGCAAUAAAUUAUCCUCUCCUGGACAACGCGAGGCGUGCACAAACGAUCGGGCCCAAAAGAGAGAAAUGACGACCAAUGAUCUACAUCGUCCGAGCAAACGACCCUUGCUAUCGACGGGCACGUCCAACAAAUUCAGCAGUCGUUUCAGCGGGGCCGACAAAAAGAGAGCCAUCAACGCUCGCCGGCCACAACCAGCAAGCGUUGCUAGAUUGGAAUCUCUUAUCAAUGGGGCAAUUAAGAAGAAGAGAAGGCAAGGCAACAACCGCGAACGAAUGACAACGGGUGCCGUGAACAAAGGGAUGCAAACAUCGAAGCCAAUACGAAGGUGCAGCAACGACGGCAGGGACAGGGGAAGUAUGGAAUGUAGCAAGACAAAGCCAAAUUCUAGUCACGGUAGCUGUUCCAUUGGCAGUCAACGGCAGUUCAAGGAGAAUACUCGAAACGUCUCCAGUGGCAACGAUGGAGCUCGUUGGUCACAUGUUGGUUCCAACAAUAUAAAUACGCUUGGAGCAUCUAAACGUCGAAUGGUCAAAAAUCCUUUUAUAGAAGCGAAAAAACGAAAGCAGACCGCAGCAAAUGCCAUCGACAAAAAUGCUGCCCCUGACCAAAGCUCAAACACUGUUCUGUCCGAAGCGAGGGGUUCUCGGAAGAAAGCAAAAAGAAUUAGAAAAGAAACAAACACUGUCCAUACCGAAAAAAACUAUAAUAGGGGUAGCGCCCUUUCGAAAGUGAUAUCAUCGGAACCAACGAACCCGCUGUACACAUCCUCUUGGCAGAGCAGCCGCGACAAGGUUCCCCAACGUUGGAUAGGAAACGCCACUCAUUCCACAACGAUCGAUGUACUUGCCCAAGGCAGAAACCAACGAGGCCAAACUUCACAGCCUCCCCCCACAACAAAGGACGAAAUGAAUCGGAUGCCCCCCGAAGCACUGUCGUCGCCAUCGUCAAAAUCCCAAGAAGUAAGUGCGUCAUUGGCUCAUACUGUGGCGGCAGACCGCGAAACAAGAAGAGCGAUUGGGUCGGAGGCAGCAUCCACGUCAGCAAUUUCUUCUGAUGCUUCUUCUCGUCCAAAACUGGGCCUCAGUCUAUCCAAAAAAAUCACGAAGGGAAAGCGUUCCUCUAUUUCGUCAUCGACACCUACAUCCUUUCGUACUACAACAGCGGAAAUAAGCCUUGCUGUUUGUGCUACUGCGAAUGGCCAUUCCUUGUUGUCGAGAACACAAGGAGAAAAUGAAAAAGCCGACGUGUCGCAGGGCGAAGACCAAAGGGUGUUGCCUUCUCCAGAAAAAGUGCACCGCACAAAUUUGCUAUCGGCUGACACAACGGAAAAUAAUGCAACUCGACUGGGGAACAUUUCAAGCGACGCAGGCAGAAAUCCAAAGAAGAAAGCGUCCUUCAGGAAGAACAUUAACGACAAUUUUGUACGGCUCAAUAUGAAGAAUAAUGCUGGUGCUUGUAGGGGAGCCAGGAAGAAGAGCACCAAAUUCAGCAAAGAACGACGAACGUGGUGCUUUCAACCACCAAGUGGUGGCCGACAAGAUCCGUAUGAUAGCAAUACAGUGGCUAAUGAUGGUGUCACAGCCCCUAUUUUGGCUUUCGAUUCGACCUUGCCGCCACUAUCAUUAUCUCCAAAAAAAAUCGACGAAGAAACCAAGGACUCGAAAGAGGAAAAAAACGUUGGUACGAGGGUCAAUCCGAGCAGCAAGAGCAACGCAACUUCCUACGUUUCGAGAAUGUCCGGGUUGGAUCCGUUGGACGAAUUUGUAGAUGGGACGUUUCACGCUAGCAAAAGAAAAACGCUCAAGGAUAAAUCCAAUACAACGCUAGGACCCGCGACGGGCAGUACUGUGAAUGGCACCACAUGUGUUGUUGCUGGAAUUGUGGAACCCGCCGUGGCUCCGAAGUGCGCUCGGCACCAACGUCCUUGUAAGCUCAUCAAGGUCAGAAAGAAUACCUCUGGAAACAAGGGCAGGGAAUUCUACGCCUGUUCUAUGCCCCGUGGAGAGCAGUGCGACCAUUUCCAGUGGGCCGACGACACGGUCGAGGCGGCACGAGCCACUCUUGCGAAAAACUCUUCGUAUUCAAGUUUCGUUACCCGACAGGUUGUGGCGCACGUCGAUCGGUUUCGCACGCUCACUGUUCCCGAACUCAAGCGAGAAACUUCCCGCCGAGGCUUGAACAAGAAUGGGAAGAAGCAGCAGUUGUUGACGAGGCUCGCGAUAUGGACAAGAGACGAAAUCGUCAAGUGUUCACCGGAAUUUGAAGAAGAAGAAGAAAUAGAGGCGGCGAAGAGAGAUGUUGAGGCUAGCGAUGGAUCGGUGAAGAGUAUUUUUGAUUCAAGUCCGUCUGAAGAACUAGACAACGGAGAAUUUAGUGAUGAUGAUGACUCGUCUGCAGACGAACUUGAACUCUUCGAUGGCAAAAACAAACUCAAGGAAUCAAAUUAUACCGAUGAUGAUAGUGAAGAGGACUUGAGUGUUGAAUCGAACGAUGAGUCCCCCAACACGACUCUGGCUGCAGCGAAGGACAUUCAGGGAGACGACGAAGGCUUUUUGUCUGCAUCUCUUCGAGAAAUUUUUGGGCAUGAUUCAUUUCGAACAGGUCAGGAAUGGGCGAUUCAGAGAUGUUUAGAAGAGAAAAGGAGCCUGCUUGUCGCUCCUACGGGGUUUGGAAAAAGUCUUUGUUACGCAUUGCCUGCCGCAUUAUUGGACGGAGUUUGUAUUGUUGUUUCCCCAUUGAUCUCACUUAUCCAGGAUCAACUCCGAUCUCUUCCUCCAAGGAUUCCGGCUGCAACUCUUUCGGGAUCAGUUUCAGCUGCGAAGACGGCAGCGAUUCUAGAUGAUAUCGUGCGGAAACGCCUGAAAGUACUAUUUGUCUCCCCGGAACGCCUAAUAAGCCCAGCGUUCCGUCGUCUUUUUAAUUUCAGAUGGAAUCCAGAUACAAAAACAAAAGAGAGAAAGUUUCCCGAGAUAUCUCUCCUUUGUAUCGACGAAGCUCACUGUGUCAGUCAAUGGGCACAUAAUUUCCGUCCUUGCUUUCUUCGCUUCAAAGGGUUCCUCAAGGUAAUGAAACCAAAAAGCGUAUUGGCUAUCACAGCUACAGCGGGCCCAAGAGUUAUUAAGGAUAUUGGAGAAACUUUGGGAGUGGACAUAUCGGAGACACUCACCGAAGAUUCCUCUGAAAGUCCACCAGAUUCCGAGUGUGAGAGCAUCAAAAUUGUUCGCAAAGGGCGUGAUAAUAUUGAUGUCAUGACUAAAUUCAUGAGCAACGAGGAGGAGCGGCUUGCGGCUGUAGCAGGGAUAUUGACACCUAGUGCUGGCAAAUAUGAGAGUCAAAAGGAAUCUUAUGCUGGAAAGUUGGCGACAGGCUCUGUGAUUGUCUAUGUUUGGCGACAAAGGGAUACGGAAGUUGUGGCUGAAAGUCUUGUUGCUGCUGGUGUUUCUGGGGGAGUUGUUAUGUAUCACGGGGGGAUGGAUGCUAACGCGAGAGCCAAGUCGCAGAGUAAAUUUAUGAGAGGCAAAGCGCGGGUGUGUGUAGCUACAGUCGCGUUUGGACUUGGAAUCGACAAAGCAGAUAUUGUAGGGGUAAGUACGUGCUAUUGAGGAACUCGGCCAGACUCCUAUUCAUGAUGUAGGAUGUCGCAUGAAUCUUACUAAGAAUCACAUCUCUUUUGCUCUACAGAUUGUUCAUCUUUACGUAUCAAAUUCACCUGAGCACUACCUUCAGGAAAUCGGGAGAGCUGGACGAGACGGCAGAUCAGCGAUAGCGAUCGCUUUGCCUCUUUUGGAGGAAGUUCCAAUACGACACGCUCUUGUGUUUUCGAAUCUGGUGGCUAAGAGUCAGAUUCGCUCACUUCUACGGAUCAUUAAGAGAAUGUUGGAGUCUGUUGUAAUCGUCACUGGCAUUGAAAACCCAACUUUAGCCAGAACAUUUCACAUUGCCCUCCCUGUUCAAUCAACCGUGCGGGCAUGUGAUUGUAAGCCAGAAACAAUCGAGACGUUUCUCUCGUUGAUAGAACGUAUCGGCGGAGACAACCCACUCUUGCAAAUCGAAGGGUAUAACUAUGACAAUGCCACCAUUGCUCUUAAGAAAAGAACCCUAAAGAAAUUAGCAGAGAAAGAGCCAGUUGCGGAUUCAAUCCAAGCUGUGAGUCAGUGCAUUGACGCUCCGCUGUUGGAGGCUGGAGUUGAAGGUGACAAAGAUGGAAAUCCUGCUAUUCCGAAGUCGUUCCAACGACAAUUCCUUGCUUAUAGCAAAGGGUCGUACUCAUUUUCAAUAUCGCAUUGUGCAAAUCGACUUGGCCCAACUGCUGAACCCCGUCAUGUCUUUGCUGCGCUUCGACGCUUACAAGCCUUCAACGAGCUUGAAUUUGUCCUUGAUACCUCUGAAAUGGGACGUGUAUUCCAUUUGAAAAUCUCAGAGGAAGGAUUUAAAAUGUUUAACAGGGAUGACUACGGGAACAUGGAAGAAGAUUUGGUUGAAACUAUUUAUGAGUCGUUCUCAUGUUCGGCGAAUUCCAGCGCCUCAAAAGUGCUUGAUAUGCACUAUAUUCUGGACCAGGUGGCGCUUUCAUCCGCAUCUUGUAUCGAUGAAAACGAGGAUUGGUCCGCUCGAAAUAAGUCACCGAGCCUAGUCCGAUUCCAAGAAAUGACGAAAACCUAUUUCGGAGAAGGCCUUGAAGCAGAACGCACCGCCGUGAAAGAUCUACUACCAGCAUCCUUCUCGAAAAUUAGGGAAAAGGAACUGGAAAUCGAUGCUUUGUCGCUGCUGAGAAAUUUGCCUCAGCUCUUUCAACAACAACAAAGCAACAUAAUGCCGGAAUAUUUAGAGCUUGGACAACCAUCGGUAACCGACUACACCGCACUUGCUAUCACCAAAUUUUUGUACGGAAUGGAUACUCCUCGAACCCCAAUUUUCACGUUCCGGCAGUACCCUUUGUUCGGUAAAUGGAAGGGCGCUAACUUCGGCCUGGUACACCGUGCGAUCGUGGGGCUCUUUGAAGCAAAUCUAGCUCGGAAAUCUAUAACUUAUUAGAGGUACAUUGUUUCUCAUUGAUAAGGUAUCACAAGUACUCGCUAUCUAUCGGAAAAGCUAUGCAAGUAUUAGAUUGUAAGAUUGUAUUUUAUUUGUACAGCUUCGAGCAAUUACAAGUUCUCAUUCGAAGCACUGACUCUUAGUUGUGAUUUGAAACCUAUUUCUUCGUUCCAUUUGGAAUCACAUUCCUGUUUUCAAAUUGCACUACACUCGAACUUUGUGCACGCGGCAAAAAAGCUCGUGGUUUCGUGUCACCAUUGCCGUCUUCGUCUUCGUCCUUGUCUUUGUCGACAACCAAGCUAUUCGUGCUAUGGAACAACCGUGCUAGAACGACUUUCCGUCUAUUCCGUGCAACACCGUUUGAAGAGGUCGUGGAACGCGCUUCGGCGUCGUUGGAAGACGUCGCCGAUAGAGCGGGUGCAAUUCUGUUUUCCGCCACCCUCCGCUCGAAGUUACUUGCGUCGGAAGCUUCUAUGAAGGCGGCUCUUCGGAUCUGAAUGCAUCGACAUGGUCCAUCACUGACAAAAGCAGAAUAAUCCGGGAUCCAAUCGCUAUCUAUGAGGGCACCGGAGCCUAAGACCGUCCAUGAAGAAAGAUCCGAUCGGAAGUUCUCGGAUCCAACAAAUAUGGUGAUUCUCCCAGACAGAAUAAGAGUGAAUGUAUCACUCGGAACACUUUUUUCAUACAAAAGCUCGUUGGGAAGCUCCUUAUCCAAGUCGUGUGUAGCCGUCGGAAAGGUAGUAACAGGCGUGCCGGAAACAAGACUCGUCAACUGCGACUCUGAAAGCGAGUUGAAGACCUUGGCAUGAUUUGUUUUGAGAUGUGCUGUUACGGCGCUGAUUUCACUCGCCGAUAGCAUUUCGUCCACAAUCUUUGUAUCUAGCAGUCUCAGUCGUGCCCACUCGAAUGCAUCUCCGCGCUCUACCUUGAUGCGUUGGUCGCUGUCUGCAUAGGCAUC
Pseudo-nitzschia multistriata is the source of this 6065-nucleotide messenger RNA. The record is from the annotation of a GenBank genome assembly. NCBI's taxonomy places the organism in Eukaryota, Bacillariophyta, Bacillariophyceae, Bacillariales, Bacillariaceae.